UGCCGCCUGCCCCUUGGAGACAUCCGUGGGAAAUGCAGCUGAGAGGAUCCCUCCUUGUCCUGCCGGCCUUCCCACAGCUGAAAAACCAUACGGGGGUCCCGCUUCAGAGGCAGUCCCUGGCAGCCACCGCCUGCCCAAAUCCCCUCCCGGGCCCAGGGGCGGACGAACAGCCCUGCCCAAGGGCCACCAACCCCGCUCCGCCGUCCCCCGCCCUGGCGGGCUCGUCUCCGACCGGAGAGAAGCGCUCAGCAGCUGGGCUCGCCUUCUCCCUGCCCUCGGAGCCGUUCUGUCUUCGGGGGAGCCCAGGGAUGAUCCUUGGGGGGGUUAGGUGGCCUCCCUCUGGCCGAAGCGCAGGUCGUGUGGCAGCGAGGACAGCCCCAGCCCCUCCGGCAGGGAUGCCUCGGCUCCGGCAGGCCCAGGGACGCGGCCGUGGCGGCUGUGGCAAAACUCGUACACAUUUCCUGCCCGCUAUGAAGACAUAGCGGGCUCCCCCAAACCUCUCCCCAGCCACAAGUGCACGCUAAACUGUGCCUUCCCGAGCACAGCGAGGUAUGUAUAUUUUUCAAUUUGUC
Camarhynchus parvulus is the source of this 572-nucleotide messenger RNA. Its product is annotated as translation initiation factor IF-2-like. The record is from RefSeq and is a predicted model, not a curated record. The transcript is spliced from 2 exons. The coding region runs from base 33 to 482 and encodes 149 amino acids. NCBI's taxonomy places the organism in Eukaryota, Metazoa, Chordata, Aves, Passeriformes, Thraupidae.